AUGCUGGGCUUCGUCGGGGCGGUGACCGUGGAGCUGACCACCGGCAAAUGCGUGCUUCAGAAUGUGGGAUUGACCGCGCCGCUGCCGACGGUGGCGCUGGCGCUCACCGCCGUGGUCGGCGUCCUCACGGCCUUCCUCAUCUUCCAAUCCGGGUCGCGGGACUGA
This is a messenger RNA of Miscanthus lutarioriparius, 165 nucleotides long. The record is from the annotation of a GenBank genome assembly. Lineage: Eukaryota; Viridiplantae; Streptophyta; Magnoliopsida; Poales; Poaceae.